Orbilia oligospora ATCC 24927 is the source of this 714-nucleotide messenger RNA. RefSeq lists its product as uncharacterized. Gene Ontology annotation, molecular function: protein binding. The coding region runs from base 1 to 714 and encodes 237 amino acids. Lineage: Eukaryota; Fungi; Ascomycota; Orbiliomycetes; Orbiliales; Orbiliaceae. Gene Ontology annotation, biological process: protein transport to vacuole involved in ubiquitin-dependent protein catabolic process via the multivesicular body sorting pathway. The transcript has 2 exons. Gene Ontology annotation, cellular component: ESCRT-0 complex. The record is from RefSeq and is a predicted model, not a curated record.
AUGGUUGACUUCCAGUCUGCCAUGGCCGCUAGGGCCCUUCGGAACGUUAGAUCUGAACUCGAAUUUCUUUCCGACACUGGCCACAUCACCGGUGCCCAACUGUCAGCAAUCCUCUCGAACCUGCCGGUUGAUCUCCAAACGACAACAUCUGCACUGGCAAAUACGUCCAUCGCUCGAACAGAAACCCCCGUGGCCGCUCCUUCGCCUGCUCCGGUAGCUGUGAAUACCAGUUCCUCCUACAAUAAUAAUAGUUCAACGUACAACGAGAAGGCGGAUCCAGUCCCAACCCCUGCUUACUCACAGGCUCCUCCGGCAUAUACCCACCCACCAACACUCUCAGUUGUUACAGCACUUUACCAAUACAGUGCUAGCGAUGCUGGUGACUUGGCUCUUAACCCCGGUGAUACUAUCAAUGUCACCGAAUACGUAAAUGCCGACUGGUGGCGUGGUGUCAACCCAACAACCGGUCAGACCGGUAUCUUCCCCAAGGACUACGUCAAACCUGCACCAACCAAUGAAAAGGACGGCUAUGGUUAUGGAAAUGUACCACUACAGGUUGCGAACGGAGGGGGUAGCCAUCCACCACCAGGUGAAGAUCAACAACCAAGCAAAUUCGAGGAACACGGCAAGAAAUUCGGCAAGAAACUCGGAAAUGCUGCUAUCUUCGGAGCUGGUGCUACUAUCGGUGGUAAAAUCGUCAAUGGUAUCUUUUAA